UGGAUGUCGUACGAAGACAAUUUAAACCUUCCGCCCUAUUCAGGUUUAGGGUAGUCAAAUGUGCUUUUAUGUCUGUGUUUGUGUUGUCCCAACUGCUGUUUAAUGGGCUAGUGGAAGUGAAUAUUGUUAUUCUCCAUACACAAAGGCAUUAAACCAAACGAUAGAAAAAGCACACUAGAAAAUUUGUUCCAUAUGUUCCUACUUUGAAGCAAUUUCCUUCAGAAUAGUUACUAUAUAACUAUGGAGUGCUUCUGCCACUGUUAUGUCUGGAUACCAUUUUUUAUUUUGCUCCAAGGGAUUUGUGAGGCUUAUACACAACAAAAAUUACUUGUAAUAUCUUUAGAUGGUUUCAGUCAUAAUUAUCUAGAUCGUGCUAAGCUUCGGAAUGUCAACAUUUCCUCUUUUGAACGGAUUUGGAAGACCGGAAUACGUGUUAUGAAAGUACAUAAUGAGUUUAUUACUCGAACAGGACCAAAUCACUUAUCACUGGUCACUGGGAUGCAUGAAGAGAGUCAUGGUAUUGUUGAUAAUGUGUUUUAUGAUCCUGAGCUUAAUGAUACUUUUGACUUGAGUAAUACGAGGCAUUUAUCACAAUUAAAGUGGUUUGAUGUUGGGUCUGAACCAAUUUGGGUUACAAAUCAACGUCAUGGUCAUAAAAGUGCUGUUACGUUUUGGCCAGGGAGUAGUACACCAUUCAAAGGACAAUUACCUAGUUUUUAUUAUUCCCAGUAUAACCAUCAACUUCCUUUAGUUGAUCGAAUUAAUCAAACCAUUAAGUGGUUAAAUUUAGAUGAAGUGACACUUGGUCUAAUAUAUUUUCAUGAACCUGACUCACAGGGUCAUUUGACCGGACCUGACUCUGUCGAAAUUUUUAAUGUUAUCGAGAAGUUAAAUGAUGAUAUUGGGUACUUACUGUCUUUAAUUGAUACUAGGCCAUCUCUAAAAUCAUCACUUAACAUUAUUUUAACAAGUGAUCAUGGGAUGUCUGGAGUGGAUGCUAACAGAAUAAUUAUUCUGCAUGAUUAUAUCAACGAGAGCAUGUAUUAUAGUCCGGGGUCAGAGGAUCGUGUGUUUUGGUCAUUAUGGCCAAAAGAUGGGAGCUCAUCUAUUAAUCUCUACAAAAGACUGGUCGGAAAACAUCCAAAGAUGAAUGUUUUUCUGAAGGAUAAUAUACCUAUUCGUUUGCACUACUCGAAUAAUCGACGAAUAAGCCCAGUGGUAGUUUAUUCGGAGCCUGGGUGGACAAUCGUUAGAUCACGAAAAUCGGUUGCGAAAUUUACUAAACGUGGAGAUCAUGGUUAUGAUCCGGACCAUGAUGAAAUGUCUCCAUUCUUUCUAGCUACGGGACCAGGAUUCAGGAGCACGAUUGUUGGUGGCGGUCAAAUAAUUAGUUCUAUUCAUCUGAUUGAUAUUUAUCCACUGAUGUGUGCCUUACUCAAUUUAAAUAAACCAGCUCCAAACAAUGGUAGUUUAUCACGUGUGAUGUCACUCCUUCAUGAUGGUAGUGGUGUUAAUGUCUACUUCUCGAGUUUUCUGGAUAUGUUCACUGUCGGAAUUGUUUUAUUAUGUUGUACAACCGUAUCAAUUGUAUACAUAAUAUGCACAUGUAUUUCAUCUAAAGAUUAUCUAUUUCCUGAUGAUAAUAAUAAUAAUAAGUUAAAACAUUCUAUUUAUCAACCAAAUUCAUUUCUACUUCAACGACGUUUACGUAAUAAAUCUCAACAUGAUAAACAAAAACAACAAUAUUGUAAUAUUGAAUUAAAUAAGAUGAACACUUUAAAAAAUAAAAUAAAAACAAAAAAUAAAUUCUAUGAAAUGUAUUUAAAAAAUGAAUCAAUUAAACAAACAACAGAUAGACAACGAUUACUUGAUUAUAAUAUACGGGAUAGUAAUGUUCCCAAUAGUUACAAUGUCGGUUGUCAUGAUGAUGAAGAAUAUGAAGAAUAUAAUCGAUUUUCUAUUCAACAUAUAGAUGAUGAAACUUUUUUAAAUUUACUUCGUCAACCAAAUAGUAAAUAUCCUUAAGAAUGCUUAAAAUUUUUCUUCUAGUAAUCUAUUAGUGACUUAUUCUUUCAGUCUCUUACUUUGUUACUACAUGUUGUGAUAUUGAAAUUUGUGAUAUAACCAUAGUGAUUUAGGUGCAUUAUGAUUUGAAGUUUAUAUAGAUGGCUGUGUUUCAUGUUAUUAUUGUAUUUAUGCAUAGCCAAGUGGCAUAAAUUUUUGUGUUUUCUUGUUUUUAUUAUAUUUUCAAAUUAACUGUAUCUACUUUUGAUUACUUCGUUUAUGUAUAUGUAUUGACACAUAUUUGUAUGAACAUGUAUCAUUUAAGGUAUCAGUUCGAUUAUUACUUUUUGUGUAUGUGAUGGAUAUUUGUGAUAUUUUGCCAAGUUUUCUUUGGUUAUUUUUGUUUAUGAAUUUUUAUUAAAUAUUAUUUAGUUACUAA
Molecule: messenger RNA, 2443 nt
Organism: Schistosoma mattheei
Lineage: Eukaryota; Metazoa; Platyhelminthes; Trematoda; Strigeidida; Schistosomatidae
Source: the annotation of a GenBank genome assembly